Molecule: messenger RNA, 136 nt
Organism: Scutellospora calospora
Lineage: Eukaryota; Fungi; Glomeromycota; Glomeromycetes; Diversisporales; Gigasporaceae
Source: the annotation of a GenBank genome assembly
UGAAAAUAAGUAUGCAACACAUGAUAAUGAUAAAAUAGAUGAAGAAAGUAAGUGGGAUAUAGCAAUGAAUCAUAAGGAAAAAAGAAGGCUAUAUUCAAAAAACGAAGAUGUUAAUUCAUACAAAAGAAGAGAAAGA